AUGUCGUACGCGAUCGAAACAAAGAAGCGCAAGUUCGACCGCAUCCUGGAGGCCUUGGCUGAUGCUACUGGCACAUCCCCUUCUCGAACUUCCCUCAAUUCUCGCAAUUGUCAGUCUACAUCAUUGACAGGCGAUGAUGCAUCAGACGGAUCUAAGAGGCGUCGCAUAGCCCCAACAUCGAGAUCUAACCUUACUGCUACCAACUCAACUGCCUCCCUUGUUGGACUUUAUCUACCUGCAAGUCGGACAGCGUUUUUAGAGCGUCUGGAAACCUUCCGGCAUGUCACUCAGUGGCAUGUGCCCUCGACAGACUCCAUCAAUGCCGCGGCCUGGGCUAAAAGAGGGUGGACGUGUGUUGACACCGAUACUGUUUCCUGUGGCUCUUGUAGGGCACGAGUACAUAUUGAUCUAUCACUAGACAGUCAACUCCUAAAGACCCGAGAAAGUGAGCAGCAGGGCGAAGUUGGACCAGAACAACAAGAAGAUGACUUUGAGGUGGCUGCCGAAGUAUACCAUGGCAUCAUCGCGCGAUAUCAGGACCAGAUCAUCGCUGCACACUCUGAGAGUUGUCUCUGGCGAAAGCGCGGUUCGGACGCUUCCAUACAACGCAUAGAGGGCUUGCUGAAUACAAACACUGCUCUAUCCGCAACAAGAAAACGCUAUGAGGGUAUCAUGAUACGUCCCGAACAAAUUCCAAAUGUGGCAGCACUUCCCUCAGCUUGUAUUGCCGGGGAACGAGAGUUGUUGUCAUUUCGUCCGGACUCGGUUGAUGAGGUAAAUACCAAUGCUCUCAAAUUAGCAAUUUGUGGUUGGGAGCGAAAAUCUGACGAUGUCAUCGAAUGCCGAAACUGCUUUCGUUCACUUGGUCUGUGGUUGUACCGUGGUGCGCCGCCUGCUAUUGAGAAGCUGGACGGGGUUGACAACCACCUCGAGUAUUGUCCGUGGAGAUCAGCUGAGGCGCAGGAUACGGAGAUCGCACUUCCCAAACAGAAGCAUGGCGAGGACUCGGCUCCGGCCAAGGCACGUGUUCCUGGAUGGGAGCUCGUUCACAUGGCCAUUGUGCGAGACAACACCAGAAAGCUUGUCCAUGAAUCUACACUGACAUCGACCGCAAGCGAGGCCGAGACCAGUACCGGAAGCAGCGAUUCGAUGAUCACACCAGAGCAACGCGAGAAGAAAAUGAGGGAUUUAUUGAAGAGGAUCAAGGAGAUCAAGAAGCCAUUCAACGUCAAGUCUUUACUAAGACGGAAAGAGAAAGGUAAAGCCUGA
This is a messenger RNA of Exophiala aquamarina CBS 119918, 1269 nucleotides long. RefSeq lists its product as uncharacterized. NCBI's taxonomy places the organism in Eukaryota, Fungi, Ascomycota, Eurotiomycetes, Chaetothyriales, Herpotrichiellaceae. The coding region runs from base 1 to 1269 and encodes 422 amino acids. The transcript has a single exon. The record is from RefSeq and is a predicted model, not a curated record. Gene Ontology annotation, cellular component: nucleus. Gene Ontology annotation, molecular function: zinc ion binding.